Messenger RNA from Cornus florida, 1167 nucleotides. Its product is annotated as transcription factor MYB1-like. Lineage: Eukaryota; Viridiplantae; Streptophyta; Magnoliopsida; Cornales; Cornaceae. The transcript is spliced from 3 exons. The coding region runs from base 59 to 937 and encodes 292 amino acids. The record is from RefSeq and is a predicted model, not a curated record.
ACGUCUUGGUCUCUGCUUCCAAGCUAGAGAUCCGCCAAGUUUUCGUUUAUAAAUAUAUAUGUAUGUGUGGUUUAAUUUGCAGUGCAAGCCAGCCAUUGAAGUCGGAACUCGAUCAGAACCAUAUAAUAUGGAGGAGAUCAGUACUCCAUUAGGAGUGAGAAAAGGUGCUUGGACUGAAGAAGAAUAUCAUCUGCUAAGAAAGUGCGUAGAGAAGAAUGGAGAAGGAAAAUGGCACCAAGUUCCUCAUAUGGCAGGCUUGAAUAGGUGCAGGAAAAGCUGUAGAUUGAGAUGGCUGAACUAUUUGAGGCCAAACAUAAAGAGAGGAGAGUUUACAGCAGAUGAAGUUGAUCUCAUUGUUAGACUUCAUAAGCUGUUAGGGAAUAGAUGGUCACAAAUUGCCGGUAGACUUCCUGAUAGAACUGCAAACGAUGUGAAGAACUAUUGGAACACUCACCUGCAGAAGAAGCUAGUUGGUGGUAAGAAAUUAGAGGCUAUGUCCAAACCCCAUAAGAUGAUCACAAAAGCCAACAUACUACGGCCUCGCACCUUCACCAAAAAACCAACUCUGUUUAUGGGAAACGUCUCCUUAAUUCAAUCAGGAGAAACUCUAAACAGGCCAUCUCCGACUACUUCAUCACCUGAUCUAGGACUUGGUCAUCAUGAAAUGUCAUGGUGGGAAAACAUUGAAAUUGACAAUAAUAAUAAUGGAAACACAUUGUCCAUGGGUGAAUUAUUGGAUCAUAAGGAGCCCAAUAUUACAGGCCUCUGGGGUACUGCUGAAGAGCUACUAGCAACAGCAACAAUGGCAGCAGGUGAUGACAACAUGACUACUUCUGUUCAAGAAAGCAAUAAUUUUUGGAAUGACUUUUCGAUUGAUGUGGACCUCUGGAAUCUUUUAGGUCAUCACCAAGGGAUCGAAACUCAUUUAAUGGUUUAAUUUUUGUAGUUUUUUUGUUUCCCAAGCACUUGGAGCUUUCAAUUCAUAUGUUACAUCAUGCCACUGAGAGAGAAUGUUAUGUUUCAUCAUGCCACUGAGAGAGAAUGUUAAGUGUGUGUGCUGAUUUUUUUUUUUUUGGGUACUUUUACCCUAAAUAAGUAAAUAUGACGGAGAUCUCUUCUUUUAUGCCCUAGUUCGGGUAAAUAUAAAUAUCUUUCUUUUUUUGGAAA